AUGCCGCACACUUCCUACUACCGCAACUUCAGCAAGACUUUCAAGCGGCCUCGCCGGCCAUUCGAGAAGGAGCGCCUGGACAACGAGCUGAAGCUGGUGGGGGAGUAUGGGCUGCGCUGCAAGCGCGAGCUGUGGCGCGUGCAGAUGACGCUGUCCAGGAUACGUAAUUCUGCGCGCACGCUGCUCACGCUGGACGAGAAGGACCCCAGGCGGAUCUUCGAAGGGCGGGCGCUCAUGCGCCGCAUGUACAGGUACGGACUGCUGGACGAGAACCAGGACAAGCUGGAUUACGUGCUGGCGCUCACGCCGCAGCACUUCCUGGACCGGCGGCUGCAGACGCUGGUGUUUAAGCAGGGCCUGGCCAAGUCCUUCCACCACGCGAGGGUGCUGAUCCAGCAGAGGCACAUAAGGGUUGGGAAGCAGAUUGUCAACAUCGCUUCCUUCAUGGUCAGGGUUGACAGCGAGAAGCAUAUUGACUUCUCUUUGACAAGCCCAUUCGGAGGCGGACGGCCAGGCCGCGUCAAGAGGAGGGCCUUGAAGUCCAAGUCUGGUGGCGGAGCUAUGGAUGAGGACGAUGAGUAG
Messenger RNA from Ostreobium quekettii, 582 nucleotides. The record is from the annotation of a GenBank genome assembly. NCBI's taxonomy places the organism in Eukaryota, Viridiplantae, Chlorophyta, Ulvophyceae, Bryopsidales, Ostreobiaceae.